This is a messenger RNA of Staurois parvus, 852 nucleotides long. The record is from the annotation of a GenBank genome assembly. Lineage: Eukaryota; Metazoa; Chordata; Amphibia; Anura; Ranidae.
AGUAUUGCACAGGCGUACCGGCUCCUCCCCUUCAGUCUUGCACAGGUGUACCGGCUCCUCCCCUUCAGUAUUGCACAGGCGUACUGGCUCCUCCCCCUCAGUCUUGCACAGGUGAACCGGCUCCUCCCCUUCAGUCUUGCACAGGUGAAGCGGCUCCUCCCCUUCAGUCUUGCACAGGUAUACAGGCUCCUCUCGUUCAGUCUUGCACAGGUGUACUGGCUCCUCCCCUUCAGUCUUGCACAGGUGAAGCGGCUCCUCCCCUUCAGUCUUGCACAUGUGUACCAGCUCCUCCCCUUCAGUCUUGCACAGGUGUAUCAGCUCCUCCCCUUCAGUCUUGCACAUGUGUAUCAGCUCCUCCCCUUCAGUCUUGCACAGGUGAACCGGCUCCUCCCCUUCAGUCUUGCACAGGUGUACCGGCUCCUCCCCUUCAGUCUUGCACAGGUGUACCGGCUCCUCCCCUUCAGUCUGGCACAGGUGUACCAGCUCCUCCCCUUCAGUCUGGCACAGGUGUACCGGCUCCUCCCCUUCAGUCUUGCACAGGUGUACCGGCUCCUCCCCUUCAGUCUUGCACAGGUUUACCGGCUCCUCCCCUUCAGUCUUGCACAGAUGUACCGGCUCCUCCCCUUCAGUCUUGCACAGGUGUACCUACUCCCUCCCCUUCAGUCUUACACAGUUGUACAGGCUCCUCCCCGUCAGUCUUGCACAGGUGUAUCAGCUCCUCCCCUUCAGUCUGGCACAGGUGUAUCGGCUCCUCCCCUUCAGUCUUGCACAGGUGUACCGGCUCCUCCUCUUCAGUCUGGCACAGGUUUACCGGCUCCUCCCCUUCAGUCUUGCGCAGGUGUACCGGCUCCU